This is a messenger RNA of Trematomus bernacchii (emerald rockcod), 3792 nucleotides long. RefSeq names its product estrogen receptor beta-like. The record is from RefSeq and is a predicted model, not a curated record. Gene Ontology annotation, cellular component: nucleus. Gene Ontology annotation, molecular function: sequence-specific DNA binding; zinc ion binding; nuclear receptor activity. Gene Ontology annotation, biological process: regulation of DNA-templated transcription; estrogen receptor signaling pathway; cellular response to estradiol stimulus. The transcript is spliced from 9 exons. NCBI's taxonomy places the organism in Eukaryota, Metazoa, Chordata, Actinopteri, Perciformes, Nototheniidae. The coding region runs from base 1 to 1935 and encodes 644 amino acids.
AUGGACUCCUCCCCCAGGCUGGAUGCUGACCCCCCGUUAACACUGCUUCAGCUACAGGAGGACUCUAGCAAAUCCUCAGAGAGGCCAAGCUCCCCGGGAAUCAUAUCCGCCUCGUACAGCCCUCCUCUGGGCAUGGACAGCCACACCGUCUGCAUCCAGUCUCCCUACACGGAUAGCAGCCACGAGUACGGCAAUGGACCUCUAACCUUCUACAGCCCGUCUGUACUCGGCUAUGCCAAGCCGCCCAUCACUGACAGCCCGUCCCCUCUGUGCACCGCGCUUAGCCCAUCAGCCUUCUGGCCCUCCAACAACCACCCCAACAUGCCCUCACUGACUCUGCGCUGCCCUCAGCCUCUAGUCUACAAUGAUCACAGCCUGCAUGCUCCCUGGCUGGAGCACAAAACCCACAGCAUCAACGCUAGCAGCUCCAUCAUCAGCUGUAACAAGCCACUGGGGAAGGGAGUGGAAGGCAUGGACUCCUCUUUGUGUUCGUCUGCGGUCGGGAAGGCGGACAUGCACUUCUGCGCCGUGUGCCACGACUACGCCUCCGGGUACCACUAUGGAGUGUGGUCCUGCGAGGGCUGCAAGGCCUUUUUUAAGAGGAGUAUCCAAGGACACAAUGACUACAUCUGCCCCGCCACAAAUCAAUGCACUAUCGACAAGAACAGACGUAAAAGCUGCCAGGCCUGCCGCCUACGGAAAUGCUACGAAGUGGGCAUGAUGAAGUGCGGUGUAAGGCGUGAGCGCUGCAGCUACAGAGGAGCCCGGCUCCGCCGUGGGGGGCUCCAGCCUCGGGACCCCGCGGGUAGGGGUUUGGUCAGGGUGGGGCUGGCUUCCCGUGCCCAAAGGCAUCUCCACCUGGAGGUUCCUAUCGUCCCUGUGGACCCCCUCCCUCAGAUGUGCCAUGCUCACCACUCGGCCAUGGGCCCAGAGGAGUUCAUCUCCCGCAUCAUGGAGGCGGAGCCGCCAGAGAUCUACCUCAUGGAGGACAUGAAGAAGCCCUUCACCGAGGCCAGCAUGAUGAUGUCCCUCACCAACCUGGCAGACAAGGAACUGGUCCUCAUGAUCUGCUGGGCCAAAAAGAUCCCUGGCUUUAUGGAGCUGAGUCUAGCGGACCAGAUCCACCUGCUGAAGUGCUGCUGGCUGGAGAUCCUGAUGUUGGGCCUGAUGUGGAGGUCUGUGGAUCAUCCUGGAAAACUCAUCUUCUCUCCAGACUUCAAACUCAACAGGGAGGAGGGCCAGUGCGUGGAGGGCAUCAUGGAGAUCUUCGACAUGCUGCUGGCAGCCACCUCUCGCUUUCGUGAGCUGAAGCUUCAGAGGGAGGAGUACGUCUGUCUGAAGGCCAUGAUCCUCCUCAACUCCAAUCUGUGCUCCAGCUCCCCUCAGACGGCCGAGGAGCUGGAGAGCAGGAACAAGAUGCUGCGUCUGCUCGACUCUGUGAUCGAUGCUCUGGUCUGGGCCAUCUCCAAGCUGGGCCUGUCCACCCAGCAGCAGACUCUGCGUCUGGGACACCUCACCAUGCUGCUCUCCCACAUCCGCCACGUCAGUAACAAAGGCAUGGACCACCUCUCCAGCAUGAAGAGGAAGAACGCUGUGCUGGUGUACGACCUCCUGCUGGAGAUGUUGGACGCCAACAUGUCCAGCGGCAGCAGCCAAUCAUCGUCCUCGCCCAGCUCCGACACCUCCUCCGAGCAGCAGCAGCAGUACGCGGCCCCCCCACCCCACCUGCCGGGCUCAGAGGCUCCGGUCCCGGACAGAAGCCCUGAGGGUCUGCAGCUCUCUCCGUCUUUUCAGAGUCUGGCUUGUAUGGACAGCAACGACUACAUCCAUCCGGAGCUGUGGUCGCUGGAUGAAGGAGACGGCGGUCCGACAAUCGAACCAACAGAUUACAUCAUCCCUGAUCGAGUUGUCAUGGAAACUGCCUUACAGGGGUAACGGGACGGAAAGACACUAACUGAGACCAAACCUUUAAUGGCUUUUCACCUCCCAAAGAUCGAGAAAAGGGAAAACAAAAAAAAGGAUUAACAACAAACAGAAAGUGCUGUUGUGAGGUAACGUUUUUUUGAGAUGUUAUUAGUCUUUGGAAAAAGAGAAGCUUUCGAUCGAAUGUAUAUUUUGUGUGCGUAAAUAUUUCUUGUGAAUGUGCACUACAGUAGAUGUUCAUGAGAACAUCGCUGGACCUCUGCCAGUCAGUUUGAGCUCUUUUUUGAUAUGCAGUAUUUGUAUCUCUUUUGUCACCUUGGUGUAUCAUCCAGAACAAGCCAUCCACAAUCUGCAGUGACUUACAGAGAAAUGCAUGUGGUCAAUAUUCAUCUCCAUAAGGGUUGUUAUAGUCAUAUAGCUUUAAAAAAAAAAAAAAUGGCUGUGUGUUCUAUCACACUGUGGUGUUUUUCUCUUUCACUACUACUACUGUUCUUUGGUGUUUUAAUCGGUGCCUGUUUUCUACUCUCUUUGUACACACUACAAGUUUUAGAUGAGUAAAGAUUCAGCAGUUUGUGGCCUUUAAACAAAACGACUGUUAACAAAAACUGUUCUUCUUCAAAGGCUGGAUUUACAAUACAAUUUGUGGCACUGUUCGUAGUUAACACAUAAAGAGUUGAGUUUUAUCCAAAGCGACUCACAAUAAGUGCAUUCAACUAUGAAGAGUGAUGCACACAGAGGUUAUACAAAACUAAAAUGUAUUUACCCAUUAUGUUUAGCCCUAAAGUUCAUGACACCUUUAAAGUACCUGUCAGAUUUUAAAGUUUGGAUUACUCUUGAACAUAAGCUGCUAUAUUCAGCCUGAGCCUUCCUCAAAAAACAAACCAAAGUGAUCAUAUAACAAUAGCCACGCAACAUCGAAUUCUUCUGAAAAAAAGCUUAUUAAGUAUGCAUCAUUGUUAAACUAAAACUGAUCUCUGAUGCAUUGUUUUUGUGUACAUUUUAAGUGUAGUGUAUCGAAUGUUCUGUAUUGUUAUGCUUUUGAAAUAAUAUGAAAUAUUCCUACAAUAUGUCACGUAACCACCGGUCAGUUUACUCAAUGAUAAGUUAAACAGGAAAGGAACGGAUACUAUUUAUAGCAAGCCGGGCUAAGUGCAAACCUUUACAGAUAUAUUCAAUUUAAAGCAAUUAGAGUAUAGCGUACUUCCAGUCAAUUCUGCUGCAGCUACAACUGUGAAGAACUUCUGCCUAAACAAAGGGAAAUGAAUGUGCCUUGGUGGUCUUAUUUAACCAAGUAGUCGAGAUGGAUGGAAUAAUCAGCGAUCAUUGCUGUAAUUUAGACAGGAUACCACAUGAUGAAAAGUCUUAUGAGCAUCGGUCCAGGACUGGUUAGUUGAAUUGUUUUUGGCUUUACUAGAAACAAGGAACUGUUGGCUUUAAGUCCUUUAAACUAGAUUUGUUUCAAUCUGGCCAGACAAACUGAAGAAACCCAAAAUGACCCAACAUCAUUUGGACAUGUCAUGAACAGUGCCAUUUUUCUGCCAAUGUAAAUGAAGCCUUAGUGCCAAAUAUUCCUACCACUGCUAUUACAGUAUACAGAAACAUGUUCAAUAUCUGUGUUUUCCCGGUGUCUGUAACCCGUACAUGCAUGCACACAACACACACUCAUCCAUCUCUGAUGCUGAAACUAUUUCCACUUGUUCACAACACACACAUAUGCAAAUCUGAGAUCUUGUUUCCUGCCUGUAGCAAACCUACAAUACAAUAAACAAGCAGCCGUGAAUCAUGGCAAACACAGUUUAUUGUCAAUCAAAACUGACAGUCUAUACAUCCCAUAAAUAAGAGUUCACAAAAUAAAUCAAACUUUACACA